AUGACAAGUUGCUCAUGGAAUUCUGAUUUAUUGCAGGAGCCGAAAAUCGGAAUGAGUCUUUUAGAACGUCAAUGGUCAACUCAAGCUCAUAGUUCAGAUAGUUUGAAUUAUAAAGUGAAAGCGUCAUCUACUGGACAAUCAAUCGUUACUUCAGAGGCAUUGAGUGGAAUCACGAGUAUCUGGCUGAGUUCUCAAGUUGGUUUGCCAAAAAGUGCAUGGUGUUGCUGUUCACCAUUCUAUCGAAGUUGUUUGUUAGCUCUCAUUAUUACUUUAAUUAUUGCUGGUAUAAUUAUUGGAAUUAUUGUUGCACUUUAUAUGAAACAAAGUAGUGCAGUCGCAGAUAGCUCAACAACAGCCACAACUUUAGCAGCAACCACAACCUUAGCAACAAUCACACACUUAGCAACAACUACAAGCUUAACAACAACCACAAGCUUAGCAACAACCACACACUUAGCAACAACUACAAGCUUAGCAACAACCACCAGCUUAGCAACGGUAACAGCUUCAGCUCAAUUUUGCGUGAUUGAAACUGUUUUCAAUCAAACAUUAACUGUAACAUGUCAUCAUUAUCUACCUGUCUAUGGCAAGAAGCAACGGUUUUUAACUGCAUUUAAUUUGAAACCAAAUGACUUAUUGUAUGUCCAAGAUGGAGUUAACGUGCACCCAGUUGCAUUAAAAAAUGUUUACCGAGAGUCUAACUGUGGUUUAUAUACACCCGAAACAUUUGAAGGGACAUUGAUUGUUAAUGGUUUGGCCACAUCUUGUUAUACAGAAACAAUAUCAACUGUUACACAUGAGACAGUGCAUUUUAUAUUAACACCGUUUCGGUGGUAUUAUUGGUUGGCAAAACUAGUCUCAGUUCAAGAGCCCUUUAAACGGCAACAAACAUUAGCAUCAGGAUACAUGUCUUUUCCUAUUCAUUUUUAUCUCCUAUUAUAUGUUGCUGAAGUUUAA
Molecule: messenger RNA, 957 nt
Organism: Didymodactylos carnosus
Lineage: Eukaryota; Metazoa; Rotifera; Eurotatoria; Philodinida; Philodinidae
Source: the annotation of a GenBank genome assembly